GUGAGAGGCAAACACAAAGAACCUCCAACUUUUGUUCUUGUCUAAUUUGUUUUUAAAUCAAGUAUUGGUCUUUCCCUCUCUUCUCCCAAACCAGUCAGCGCUCGUUUCCAUGUGUUAGCUCUAGAAUUUGAAAAAAAAUUUAUAGUUUAGACGGUUUUUCAUAAAUAAAUUCCCACGUGCACUGCUUUUUCCCUUACGCACCAACAAACACUCGCAGUUUCACUUUACUGGCACAGACUUGCAUGGCCUCAUGACGGGGGGCAACCGGGGUCAGUGUAUCUUUUGGUCAUUGGAUUUUCUUUUGAUGAAUGGGAAUUAAAAAUCAAAAAUCAUUGGUUUAUUCUAUUUUCGUUUUGAAAUACAAAAAAUAAAAUUGAAACACAAAGUGUUCUUGUUUUUGAGUGUCAAAGAACAAUUAACUAAAUUUUAGAAACAGUUUGAUUGUCAUGUUCUAUGUCACAUAACAAAAAAUAAAAUCAGCAGUCAACAGCAGUCAACAGAAACAAAUAAACAGACCAAAAACACUUCUUUUCUUUUUUUUUUUAUACUUCUGUACGCAUAUCAGACGAAAGUGGGGGCAGAAGAGGAUUUUCUGCAACAAGUUUGAGGAGAUAUUAAGCUGAAAAUGGCAGAAGCUUGAGUCCCCAACGUAUAUCUGAGGUGGCAAAAAUUAUAACCAAAGUAUGAACCUUCUAUAUCUCCCCUUUUCCCUUCUUCUACUCUGUAUGUUGUGAGUGUGCAUGUGUGCGUGUGAAGACUUUGUCCCCUGCCGAUAGGGGGGACAAACAGGUCUGUUGUCCGGGCCCAGGGCAUUAAAUUAUGGAAUACUGUUUCAAAAUAGGCCUCCAGCACCUCUUAAACCCGUCAGAAAACCAGUCCCAGGUUAUCAACGCAGUCCUGAAUGUUUGUCCCUUUGAAGCAGUUCUGUGGUUAACCGGGGAGAGGCAGCAAUGUGCCACAAGGCAUCUAGCCUGCCGGAAAUGGAAGAGAAGAAGAAGAAGAAGGGAACAAGAAAUACACUGGAUAAACGGCCCUGCUGUUACCUCGUUUGUUCUUUCGUCUGGUCGGAUGGUAGUGCUCACACCAUUACUUGGACAUUUUACUGCUUUGGAAAACAUACAACGGCUGGAAUAUAAAUUAUUGAUCAAAACGUGUUAACAGAUAUGGCUAGCCAACAGGAGGUGCUCGGGCAUAUUGCAGACACCUUUGACGCAUUGGCAAAUGAGCUGCAAAUGCCCCAAGCUGAGACUGAUCAUGUUCUCAUCACCUUGGAGAGCAUCAGCGAUGUCUUGGCGGUUUUAGCUGCUGCCGGGGAAUUGAGGAUGCCUAAUGAGGAGCGUGUGUUCUCUCUUUUGCACAUGGCAAUUGAGGUUGACGAUAUCGCUAGAAUUUUUAGCGUGAGCAAAAGAACAAUUCGAAGGAGAAUGACAGAAUAUGGACUCUCUGUGCGACAGACUUAUUCUGAUAUCACAGAUGAAGAACUUGGGCAAGUGAUUUCAGAAUACAUUUCCCAUUGCCCAAACGCUGGAGUAAGGACUGUGACUGGGCAUCUCAAUUCUAAAGGAAUCAGAGUCCAGCAGUACAGGGUGCGCCAGUGUUUGAAAGCAGUUGAUCCUGUUGGCAAUUUUCUUCGCGGGCUUCAACUUAACAUCACUCCUAGGGUCCCAUACUCUGUUCCGGGUCCCCUGUCUCUCUGGCACAUCGACGGCAACCAUAAAUUAAUCCGCUGGAGAAUUGUGAUACACGGAGGCAUUGACGGGUAUAGCCAACGCAUUAUGUAUCUUACAGCUAAUGCAAACAACAGGGCAUCAACAGUUCUCCAGUGUUUUCUAACAGCAGUGAAUAAGCAUGGUUUGCCCCACCGUGUCAGAAGUGACAAGGGAGGUGAAAAUGUUGAUGUUGCUCGAUACAUGUUGGAACAUCCACAACGUGGACCUGAGAGAAGAAGCCACAUAACAGGGAAAAGUGUUCACAACCAAAGAAUAGAAAGGCUGUGGCGUGAUGUGUGGUGCAUGGUUGUCUGCAACUACUACACCAUCUUCAGGCAUCUCGAAGAUCUUGGUCUACUGGAUCCAGAUCAAGAUCUUCACGUGAUCUGUCUGCACUAUGUCUUUCUGACAAGACUCAACUGGCAUCUUCACGAGUUCAUGCGGAUGUGGGACAAGCAUCCUCUUUCCACAGAGGGAAAUAGGUCCCCAGAGCAAUUAUGGGUGGCUGGCCUGCUAUUGGGCAAUCAACAGAAUCCAGAGCAGAUUGAUGCGACAACCUGGGGCAUUGACUGGGAAGGACCUGUUGGAACCCCAGACCCAGAGGCUGCGGUUGAGGUUCCACUAGCUCCCCAGAAUAUGCAGCAGACAGUCGAGGGACAUUUGAGGCUCCACAUCCACCCUUUUUUGACCAGUGAGGAGUUUGGUGUGGAAAUUUACAGGCAGGCCUUGUCAAUGGCCCAAGACUUUGUUGCUGCGCAAAAUUAAAACCUGUGACCAACUAGUCGGACAAUCUCUGUCACCUUUUAUGACCUGGCUCCUUUUUUACAAGGGUGUCAUACAAUAGCGCCUUAAACCAUGGUCGUUUUUAUGCCAUCUUAGCUCUUUUUAGACAGAAAAAACCAUAAGUGCCACAACCCCCCACUCCUUGUGUGUGGGUUUUUUGUUUGUUUGUUUGUUUUUUUGGUUACCUUGCUGGAAUUGUACAGGUGUAAGAGCCUCAAUGUAGGCGAUCUUUAAAGAUCGAUGAUGAUUUUUGAGUACUGCAUCUCAUUCUAUGCUGUUCUUUUUUGCCGGUCUGUAUUUCUGUUUGGAUAAGCUGACUGUGACAGAUAGGGUAAGCGUACCUAUUAAGCCCACGUACCAUAUAAGCCCACUUGUGACUUCUGAGUCAAUUAAAAAAAAAACUACAUCACCAUUUUUGCUGGUUCAUGGUUCUUCCAAUGAAGCUGCUUGUUACAUAAAUUAUACUUUUGAUUGUAAGCCAAUCAGUUUUGUCGAUCUUGAGUUAUCGAAGCACAUGUGUGACAUGUGCCUGCUGCUCCCAGAAGAAGUAGCAAAAAACUUCAGUGAUUUUGAUGCCCUGAAAAAACAUUUUUUCCAUAUUUCUACUCCUGCUUUUGCUAAGUACUCAUUUGUUAUCAAAAUUUAAGAGAUUAGUGCUUUAAAUAAAACAUAUGUUAGAAUUUUACUAGAAUUAGAAAUAUUUUUUCUUUUGAAGUCAAAAUAUGUGUUUUAGCAUGCUAGCCAACAGCCCACAUGCUGCAUCAAUACAGUCACUGCAUAGCAUUGUUCAUUGCAAUGACAUAAAGCAUGAUAAGCAUGUGUAGUUUACAUUUUUGUAGGCAGAAUAUCCUAUUAUACUGUUAAAUAGAUAAUACAUGUGUAUAUUUAUCUUUAUUUAUUUUUUAAUUAACAUUUUUACCAAGUGGGCUUAAAGGGGACACUAGCAAAAAAAACACACCAUUUAGGGUGGAUGUAAAUGAGUAUAGCUAAUUACUUAAAUGCAUGAUCAAUUGAUACUUUUCAUGUUAUGUUAGUGCAGCAUAUAUAGAUUCAUGUCAUGUAGUUGUUUUUUUAUGUCAUAUGUGUAGAAUAAAAUAUUCUGACUUUUAACCAGAAAUUCACUGAUGUUCCCUUUAAGCCCACCUGCUCCCAUUAAGCCCACUUAGCUGUGUUUCAAUGGAGAUUUUAUCCCUUUUGACUUUUGAACCAUUUUCCUGCCUAACAUUGACCUCACCUAAUCAAUCAGCUUCAUAAUUCAGAUAAUUAAAUACCCAAAUUUAAAUAUCAGUGAUGUUGCAUAGGUCAAUUCAUUCUGUUUACCUGUUUAUGUUUUAAAAAAAAAUUAAAGUUAUUUGUUUAAUUGUAAAUAC
Molecule: messenger RNA, 3862 nt
Organism: Epinephelus moara (kelp grouper)
Lineage: Eukaryota; Metazoa; Chordata; Actinopteri; Perciformes; Serranidae
Exons: 6
Coding region: 1164-2474 (436 amino acids)
Biological process (GO): DNA integration
Molecular function (GO): nucleic acid binding
Source: RefSeq, a predicted model, not a curated record